This is a messenger RNA of Coccidioides immitis RS, 2457 nucleotides long. Its product is annotated as adenylate kinase. Gene Ontology annotation, molecular function: ATP binding; AMP kinase activity. The transcript is spliced from 2 exons. Gene Ontology annotation, cellular component: mitochondrion; cytoplasm. Bases 299 to 1027 code for a protein of 242 amino acids. Gene Ontology annotation, biological process: nucleobase-containing compound metabolic process. NCBI's taxonomy places the organism in Eukaryota, Fungi, Ascomycota, Eurotiomycetes, Onygenales, Onygenaceae. The record is from RefSeq and is a predicted model, not a curated record.
UGAUCCAUUGAUCGCCAGCUACAAUAAUAAAAAGGUCCUUGAUCCAUAAGAUUAUUAUUAUAUAUCCUUCUCCUUCCCCCACCCCAGAUCCCAGAUCGUACCAAUAUUGUUGGACUUUCCUACGAAGCCUCACGUCAACCACUUGACCAGGAUGAUAUAGUUGUGGGUGCCUUCAGUUCCCUUGCCUUUUGGCAGUCUUACCUCCGUGGCACCUCCGUUUGCCCGAUUCGUACCCAUCGAUCUUCCCACGAUAUCGAAAAAUCUGGAACCUGUGUUUGCCGGCUUGUGUCAAUAAAGAAUGACCGUUCUCACGAGAAGUUUGAGAAAAGCCGCCCGGAUCAUACUCAUUGGCGCUCCUGGCGUUGGAAAAGGGACUCAAACCGAGAGACUGAUCAAGAGAUACCCCCAACUCGCCUCCAUCAGCUCAGGGGAUCUGCUUCGAGACCAUGUUCGCAAUAGAACACCAUUAGGUAUCCAAGCGGAGGCCGCUAUCCAAGCAGGAAAUCUCGUUCCAGAUGCGAUGAUACUGGACCUAAUAUCAUCAGAGCUUGCCUCGAAGGGCUGGCUUUCUAAACCCGCUCCGGGAUCGUCAUCGUCCACAGCGGCGGCAAGCCUGGAUCCUUCCGCUUCCUUUAUCCUCGACGGGUUCCCACGCACAGCCAUCCAAGCAUCCAGCCUAGAAAGCCUAGUCCCCAUCAACCUUGUCGUGCAACUCCUUACACCUCCUGCCGUCAUUCUCUCCCGGAUCGCGUCCCGAUGGGUUCAUCCUGCUUCGGGACGGGUAUAUAACACAGAAUUCAAUGCACCAAAAGUCCCUGGAAAAGAUGAUAUAACAGGAGAGGCACUGGUUCAGAGGCAGGAUGAUUCAACUGAUGUUUGGAAGGAGAGGUUCAAGAAGUUUGAAGAAACUAGCCAAUCGCUACUUGACCACUAUGAAAAGCAAGGGUGCUUGUGGCGGGUUGAGGGUAACUCAAGCGAUGAAAUCAGCCCCAAGCUUUUCGCUGAGGUUGAAAGAAGGUUCGGUUAAUGGGACCUGUCUCGGCCAUGAAAUAAUUAAAGAUUAUAUCCUGUUAUCUAGAUUACCCAGCCACAGCGCGGUAUCUGUUAGCACUGGUGUUUAAUUAGAGCUAUUGGCUCCCUGUUUGCCUUUUGGCUAUGUACAGUACAUAGGGCACUCCAACUUAUUCAUAACACAUGUUCAUGAUUCACAUCACACAUUAAUAAUGCUGAAAAAGAGCGUAGUUACAGUAGUCAGGUUGACAUCGUCACAUGUAGCCACGUAUAGCCAUCUCAUGCAAACGGGUAUUGGAGGGACGACAGAACAGAACUCCAACCAACUCCAUGGCUUGACACAAAAGGCCCAAACGGUAUCCAUCCCAACAGGAGGAUGUUAUUCAUCACUUCUUCCUCGUACCCCCCCGAGCAUUCUUCUUCUGCUCUUCCUCUGCUGCCAUUCUCGUCUUAUACUCUCUCGGGCUCUCCCACUCUCCUUUCUUCCCUCCCUUCAACCCUUUCCACAUCCCUUUCCCCUUCUUCUUAGCGCAUGCUUCUGCCUCUCGAUACUGUCUCUCUAGCUCCACUCCGCCGAACUCUACUCCCGUCUUCGCCUCGUACACCGUCGCUAGACCAUGUUUUAACAUCUGUAGCCCGACAUCUUGCCUGAAGAAGAGCCAGCGACGGACGUAGACUGUGGCCACGACGCGCCCGUAUUGAUCGGGACGAUAGAGAUGGGCUCGAACACGCCGGCCCAGAAUGUACCUUGUCAGCCAGGAAUGUGCUUCGUGGGAGAACGGUUGGGCGGGGCGGCCGAAAUGAGGGAGUUCAGGGGCGUCAACGCCUGCGAGACGGACAUGGAUCUUUAAAGAGCAUUAAAAAAAAAUCAGUCAAAUGGUCAUUUUCCUCCCCGCUACCGUUCUUGGACUGCCCAUAAGAAGCAGAAACAGCAUAAAAGGCACUGUACAAGGAGAGAAAACGAAAGGCCGUCACCCAUACAGUCCUAUUCUUCAACUCAUUCUUUCCCGUGGGCACUUUCCGCCACCACUCCCAUCCACCCAGCUUUCCGCCGGGGGUGUGGUACAUCCGGAAAUUAUCCCCAUCUCCGACACUGGUCACCUUACCCAGCAGACUCCGUCGCCUGAAGAAAGAGGGCGAGAUGUGCCCCGCUUCGGGUAUCCGCCGCAGGUACUUUCGGUGGAUGUGCACACAGAGCAAGAUGCCUCCAGUUACCAGGGCUGUGGGGAUAAUCGUCCUGGGCUCAGUGAAUUGUUUCCAGUCCGUCGCGUUGACUAUCGAAUUCCAAUCUCUGCUGCUGGAUUGGACUUUAGAUAUUGUGCGGUCGGAGGGAGGUGCUGCAUUUGACGGUGCGGGCACGUCCACGUUCUCAUUAUUCCUGCAUUUCACUUGUGAAGCAGCGCCGCUAUUAUUGUUUGAGUCAUCUUGCGGUGGUGAAGCCCAGAA